This is a messenger RNA of Mycetomoellerius zeteki, 1023 nucleotides long. It is a transcript of the gene Rpi, whose product is annotated as Ribose-5-phosphate isomerase. Gene Ontology annotation, biological process: pentose-phosphate shunt, non-oxidative branch; D-ribose metabolic process. Bases 86 to 862 code for a protein of 258 amino acids. The transcript has 7 exons. Gene Ontology annotation, cellular component: cytoplasm. Lineage: Eukaryota; Metazoa; Arthropoda; Insecta; Hymenoptera; Formicidae. The record is from RefSeq and is a predicted model, not a curated record. Gene Ontology annotation, molecular function: ribose-5-phosphate isomerase activity.
AUUUCUUGACAUUCUAACGUUGCUGUACAUACACUUCUUGAACUAGUGCAAUCGGUGCAGGAACAGAAAAUAAACUUAUGAUCUUAUGAUCCGUUCGCUUGUUCAAAUCGUCAGGUUGCUGCACAGUUCUUCAGGAAAAUUGAGAAUGGAUCCGCUCGAGAAUGCUAAGAAAAUUGCGGCUUACAAAGCUGUUGAUGAAUACGUCCAUAAUAAUAGUGCCAUCGGAAUUGGCAGUGGAUCCACUAUAGUUUACGCUGUUCAAAGACUUGCUGAACGUGUUGUAGAAGAAGAACUCAAUGUAAUUUGUGUUCCUACUUCGUUUCAAUCUCGUCAACUUAUAUUAGAUAAUCAUCUUACCUUAGGCGACUUAGAAACUCAUCCACAUCUGUAUUCUGCAAUUGAUGGAGCAGAUGAAGUUGAUAAAGACCUGAAUCUCAUUAAAGGUGGUGGAGGAUGUUUGUUACAAGAAAAAGUUGUUGCUUCCUGUACCAAUCGAUUUGUUGUCAUAGCAGACUAUACAAAAGAUUCAGUAAAGCUUGGCGAGAAGUAUAAAAAGGGAAUUCCUAUUGAAGUAGUUCCUAUGGCGUAUGUGCCAGUUAAACGUAAAAUUGAAGAUACUUAUAGAGGAACUGCGAAAAUUAGAAUGGCCAUUGCUAAAGCUGGCCCAGUAAUAACAGAUAAUGGUAAUUUUAUUCUGGAUUGGCAUUUUCCUGAUGUUGAUCCAAAUUCUUGGAAAAGGAUUAACAUGGAACUAUCCUCUAUACCUGGAGUUGUAGAAACUGGUCUAUUUACAGAUAUGGCUGAAACAGUUUUUUUUGGUAUGCCAGAUGGCACUGUACAGAAACGAAGCAUAUACAACUGAAUGAAACUUAUUUGGUUGAAACGUUGAAUGCAUGUUAAUACACGAAUUUUAUUAUACAUUUUAUUCUCAUUGAGCAACGGCUUCAAUAACGUUCUGAUAACGCUGUUAAAUCAUGAUUCUUGAUAAUCUUUUUUUGCUAUCUUGCCUUUUACUUUGUCCUA